AUGGUUGCAAUAUUUCUUUUCCUCCUAAUUACUCAAUUCUCAACUACAAUUGCUCAAGAAAGAAAUCUCAAUAUUAACUUGGGAUCUUCCCUCUCUCCAAAAAACAAUUCAUAUUGGUUGUCAAGUUCUGGCCAGUUUGCUUUUGGCUUCUACAAGAAAGACAAUGGCUUUGCAUUAGGCAUCUGGAUGGAAGCAAUUCAGCAAAAAACAGUCAUAUGGACAGCAAACCGAGACGACCUGCCACUUCCCGAAGAUGUCAAAUUGCAUUUGAGUAGAGAUGGCAGACUUAUCUUGCAACAGAACCAAGGCUUACAGACAACAUUAGCAAAUGCUCCUCAGUCUGCUUCCUCGGCAUCUAUGCUCAAUACUGGAAACUUUGUACUCUACAAUUCAGAUUCAAUAAUCAUGUGGCAGACUUUUGAAGUUCCAACAGACACCAUUUUACAAGGCCAACGUCUCUUGGCGGGAAAAGUGCUCGUCUCCAGCAUCUCUGAGACAAACCAUGCAAGCGGAAAGUUUAAACUCAAAAUGCAGACUGAUGGGAACCUGGUUCAAUACCCGACAGACAAUCCUAAAGAUUCACGGGAUUAUGCUUACUGGAACUCAGAAACAUUCACCGCUGGAAAUAAUGUGAGUCUAAAUCUUGGUAGUAAUGGCCACCUUUACCUGCUCAAUGCUACUGGUUUCAAUAUCAAGAAUUUUAACGGCCCAGUAACUAGUAACAAUUCUGAUAAAGCUUUCUUUCGUUUGACAAUUGAUGUUGAUGGAAUAUUACGGUUGUAUUCUCAUAGCUUGAAUCAAGGAGAUGAUUGGGUUAGUGAGUGGGCAUCAACUACCAAUAAAUGUGAUCCUAAAGGCCUCUGUGGCCUAAAUUCAUAUUGUACUCUCAUGGAUCUGGAACCGGUUUGUACGUGUCCUGGUUUUGUUUUCAUUGACCAGGAGCAGAAGAAUUUGGGCUGCAAGAGAAAUUUUAGCACAGAUGGUUGCAUCAGCAAAAAUAGAGACACAUUUUCUCUUCAGGAAUUCGAAGGUAUUUCAUGGGAAGACAACCCGUAUUCAAAUAUCUCAUCAAGCAAAACUGACUGUAGAGAAGACUGCUUGAUGGACUGCAACUGUGAAGUUGUAUUAUUUAAAGACAACCAGUGUAGAAAACAAAAGCUACCACUAAGAUAUGGGAGAAGAAAAGAAGAUGAUUUGGUUGGGACAACUAUAAUCAAGGUAGGCAUAGGAAGUUCUGAGACAACAAAGGUAAGCAAGGAAAGAAAGAAACGUUUGCCAAUUUUCUUAGUUAGCAGUGUCACAAUUUUGGUUUUUGCGCUCAUUGUUCUAGCAAUUACUGGUACUCUCAUUUACAGAUACCGUGUUUGGAAGUACAAAAUUAUUGGGAAUGACGAGUUAAUUGAAGAUGUUACUCUACGAUCAUAUACAUAUGCGGAGCUUGAAAAGGCUUCAAAUGGUUUCUCGGAUGAAUUGGGUAAAGGAGCUUUCGGAACAGUUUUUAAAGGGGUCAUACCAAAUGGCAGGAGAGUGGUGGCCAUCAAGAGACUAGAAAAUGUGGUGGCUGAAGGUGAAAGAGAAUUUCGAAAUGAGAUGAGAGCAAUUGGGAGAAGUUAUCACAAAAAUCUUGUUAAGUUGUUUGGUUACUGUCAUGAUGGAAACAAUCGGCUUUUGGUCUAUGAGUACAUGAGCAAUGGCUCACUAGCAAAAUUCCUCUUUGAAUCUGAAAGAAAGCCGAGUUGGGAGGAAAAAACUAGAAUAGCUUUGAAUGUAGCUCGAGGCAUCCUCUAUUUACAUGAAGAGUGUGAGACCCAGAUCAUCCACUGCGACAUCAAACCUGAAAAUAUACUAAUGGAUGAACACAAGUGUGCCAAAAUUGCUGAUUUUGGUUUGGCCAAGCUGCUGAUGCCUAACCAAACAAGGACAUACACUGGGAUUAGAGGCACAAGGGGGUAUGUUGCACCUGAGUGGCAUGGAAAUUUGCCCAUAACAGCGAAAGCUGAUGUCUACAGCUUUGGGAUCAUGUUGUUAGAGAUCAUAUGUGGUCGAAGGCAUGUGGAUAUGGAUCUUCAAGAGGAUGAAGUGGUUCUUGCAAAUUGGGUCUAUGAUUGUUUUCAGGCUGGUGAAUUGGAUAAGCUAGUGAAGGAUGAAGAGGUGGACAGGAACAAGUUGGAGAGAAUGGUUAGGGUGGGACUUUGGUGCAUCCAGGAUGAGCCAUCACUUCGCCCUCCAAUAAAGAAGGUGGUGCUGAUGUUGGAAGGGACAGUGGACAUACCAGCUCCUCCUGGUCCUACAUCCUUUCUCAGUUCCUUGGAAGUUAAUUGAGCCCUGCACCCAAGUAGCUAGGACCCAAAAUCACCAUGACCAAUAAUUUGUUUGA
Quercus robur (English oak) is the source of this 2377-nucleotide messenger RNA. RefSeq names its product G-type lectin S-receptor-like serine/threonine-protein kinase LECRK1. Gene Ontology annotation, molecular function: protein serine/threonine kinase activity; ATP binding. Gene Ontology annotation, biological process: protein phosphorylation; recognition of pollen. The transcript has a single exon. The record is from RefSeq and is a predicted model, not a curated record. The coding region runs from base 1 to 2322 and encodes 773 amino acids. NCBI's taxonomy places the organism in Eukaryota, Viridiplantae, Streptophyta, Magnoliopsida, Fagales, Fagaceae.